Molecule: messenger RNA, 2655 nt
Organism: Scleropages formosus (Asian bonytongue)
Lineage: Eukaryota; Metazoa; Chordata; Actinopteri; Osteoglossiformes; Osteoglossidae
Gene: sowahca
Product: sosondowah ankyrin repeat domain family Ca
Exons: 1
Coding region: 225-2249 (674 amino acids)
Molecular function (GO): protein binding
Source: RefSeq, a predicted model, not a curated record
UUCCUUGUGCUGCACCGACAUCUAGCGGUGAGACGUAGGUACUGCGCAUGUGCUUUUUACUGGGUACCGCCGACUGGACGCGAUGAAAGGAUGAGAGCGUUCGGAACACCGUCUCCCGCUGUCCGUCAAAAUUCGCCGAAUUCCGCGUUUCUGUGUCGAUGUUAAAAUCUUUUGCUCCCUGGUUCCUUUUUUUCCCUCUCGAUCGGCCACUAAAUUGAGAUCCAAUGGCGUCUGAAUGCAGCCAAGAAGCGGUGCUGCGCUUCCUCGGGGCGCGGGGCGGGCGCGCCAAGAACGUGGAGCUCAUGGACCAUUUUAAGGCGCUCUUGCCGAGCGAUCCCGUCCAGAGAGCCUUUGCCAAGGAGAGGCUGAGGACAUAUGUGGACAACGUGGCCGCGAUGCAUCGCGAAAACGGGGCGAAGGUGCUGUGCUUGAGGAAGAGAUACGUUGGAUGUGCGAGGCGCGUCGAGGAGAACGCCGACGGAGACUGCAAUGGCAAUGCGCUGGGUUCGGGAGCCCUACCUGCUCCACAUCUGAGCGAAGGUCCAACUGUGCGCGCAGCAGAUGGAGGGGCGCGUGCACCCAGCCUUAUUCUCCCAUUGCAGCCUGCCGAGUUCACCCAAGAAGAUUCCUUGAAUCGGAACCUGUCUUCGGCCACCACCGUCUCCGCAAACCCCGCUGGAGAUGCCAGGUGCCCGGAAAAUGCUGCGGAAGGUGCUGCAGAACCAGAAAUGCCGCCUUCCCCCGGCUCAGGUUACAGGACUGAGGAGGGGGGAGGCGUGGGAGGCGCGGGAGGCGCGUCUCACGCCACUGGAGGUGUUUUGGAAAGGCAGCUCUGGAAGGAAGCUCCAGAGAAAGGUGGCACCGCGACAGCUUUUCAGAUUCGUGUCUCUCUCGAAAGUAAUUCCCUAGAAAUGGGUAACAUACAUAGCAGCAAGGUGAAGGGAGUCGUCCCAGAUGGAAAUAAAAAUAUCUGCUUGAGUAGCAACAGUUCUCAAGGGCUUCGCAUUCCAAGGAUCACUGUAAUUGAGGCAUCACCUUUGCCCGUGGAAGCUGCUGAGACCGUCUUCGACCUACCUGAAAGUGGACGGUUAAACCAGGAAUGCGAACGGUUUCAAAGGCGGGAUAAAAUGUCUUUAACUCCAAAUCAAAAGGAGGAAGAGGUUGAUCUCCAGGGUCACGGUCGAGCACCACCUGAGGAGACUGAACCCAAGGCCAAAGCGGGCAAAGACGACCGAGGAGCACCGCCGAUGCAGGUGAUUCACAAACGGCGAUCCUCCAAAGGGUCGCAGCGCGGCUUGUUCUCUAGCAACGCGUCGGCAGACGGUUCGGAUGAAGGACAGGUCGACUCGGUCAGCCUGUGCGGGAGCGACACCAACACGCCAAGAAGCAGCCGGAAGAACUUCAUUCAGCUCAUGAUGAACAGCUCGCCCCAGGUGAGGCGCAGCAUGGUGCUGAAGAACAACUGUUGCGCCGCAAAGAGCGAGGGCGAUGCCGCUCUGACGCUGCCACCUGUUGAGGACUACGGCGGGUCAGUGGCACUGGACCCCCUGGAGCACGAAUGGAUGAUGUGCUCCUCUGAUGGAGAGUGGGAGAACCUCCAUCGGCUGCUCUUGCGUGAACCUAACUUGGUCACGAAGAAGGAUUUUGUGACCGGUUUCACCUGCCUUCACUGGGCUGCCAAGCUGGGUAAACAUGAGCUCUUGGCUCCUUUGGUGAACUUUGCCAAACAGAAUUCCGUGCCGGUGAAUAUCAAUGUCCGAUCCGGUGUCGGCUACACCCCUUUGCACCUGGCUGCCAUGCACAACCACCUGGAGGUGGUCAGACUGCUGAUCGAAGAAUAUGAUGCUGAUGUAGAAGCCAGGGACUACAGUGGAAAGACAGCCAGUCACUAUCUAACGUGUCGGGUACCUGGAGACCUAUGGGACCUAAUGAGGCGACGGAGCGACCCCUGCUUGGAAAGCGCCGAAGCCGGAGCCGGCCACUGGACACCGUCAAAACAUCGAGCCUCCGGUCUGAUGCCUCUCAAUUUGUUCAAUCAUCCUGAGGAGGACGUGUCAGACGGCGAGAGCAUGACGAAGCCAAAACCGGGAAACAGGAAAGCCGCCAUGAACAUAAUCAAACCGAGGCUGCGCAAGAUCCGAGUCCGGUCCAAAAUUGUCCACAGCACUUCGUUCAGGGAGGCCGAGGGAGGAGAUGGAGCGCCACAGAAUGCAGUGAAAUCAAGACCGAAAUCGAAUCUUUUUGGUUGAGCGCAACAGCGUUCCUUUGUCCCUCAAAAUACCCGCUGGGCGGUAACUCGCGCGUUUUUCCAAAAACAUAAGUCGAUCCGUCUUCCCUGUGCAUGUCUAAGGGGAAUGGUGGGGUUUUAUUCACUGACAGCUGAGAUUUGUUUGGAAAAGUGCGUAACGCCGCCUGUAUACCGACCCAUUUGGGACAGCCUGCGGCUUACUUCUGUCCAAAUUUAUACUUUGAAGCCACGCUGGUCCGGCUCUUGUUCUGGGGGCAUAAAAAGUUUUCUGUCCGUUUGAAUGAGAAUGUACCGUACAGGUAGUUUUACUACCGCGUUCACUGUGCUGGUCCUGUGGUUACCGAUGUGAGCUGCCUUGAGGCACAAUUCUGUAGCACAUUGACUAUGUAUGUAUCUAUAAUAUGUGG